AUGGCGAAACCGUCCAAGAAACCUGCUGUCGGGUCCUUCGCCAAUUCACAAGAGCAAAACGUCCCUCAAACCGAGCCACGCCAACUCCGCUUCGGACGACAGUUCUUCCCAGACUACACUCCCGCAACAAUACGCAAGACAAAGCCAUACCGUUCACUCUCCGCCAAACGAGAAGGAGCAAGAUCCUCGCUGGCCACCGCGAAGGGAGGCAAGAAGAAGAAGGCUGCGAAGGUAAAGGAGGCCGAUCUCGAUGCGCUUGCUGGUGGCCUUGGCUCGCUCGGGCUAGACGGAGGAAAGGAGAAGCAUACUACGACGAAGAAGGAAGGCAAGAAGAAGCAAAAGGAAGAACCCCGAGAGACGGCAUCCGUUGCAGCAUCUACGAACGUCACCACCCGCGUUACCAGGUCCAAGUCCAAUGCCGCAAAGGCUCCAACCAAGGCCGGCGGUCUGGAUGACGCAGAUGGCGAAGACCCGCCUUCCCCAACCCUUCGACCCAAGAGACGAACCCUCAAGCACCCCGCCAGCAAGCAGAUUGUCCCAUCGUCCCCUUCCUCUUCUGACGAGGAGGACGAGCCCUCCCUACCCGAGGAUCCCAAAGCCGAGCAUAUCCGCAAGCUAGUGCUCGGGUUCCGUGAGAAAGCAAGCUGGGCAAGGAGUGCCUCCCUCUGGGGGAUCGAAGAGAAGGACAUGGAUGAGCUAUCAGCUGAGAUCGGAUGCGUGGGAUUUGUUCGUGGACCAGGUGGAGGGUGUGGGACUGGAGGUGGACUGGGGAAGCGGAGGGGAGGAGUGAUUCUCAGGGUAGCUGCGCUUGGAUCAUCUGAGAUGGGUAUCAUGGCAUCGCGGCGUUGCGUUUAUGGGUAG
Trematosphaeria pertusa is the source of this 861-nucleotide messenger RNA. RefSeq lists its product as uncharacterized. Lineage: Eukaryota; Fungi; Ascomycota; Dothideomycetes; Pleosporales; Trematosphaeriaceae. The record is from RefSeq and is a predicted model, not a curated record. The coding region runs from base 1 to 861 and encodes 286 amino acids. The transcript has 3 exons.